Molecule: messenger RNA, 5108 nt
Organism: Ostrea edulis (European flat oyster)
Lineage: Eukaryota; Metazoa; Mollusca; Bivalvia; Ostreida; Ostreidae
Exons: 6
Coding region: 4032-5108 (358 amino acids)
Source: RefSeq, a predicted model, not a curated record
UUGCGAUAAUUAACCACAAUACAGACUUAAAUCUAAGCCCCGAUUUCAAAAAGUCAAGUUAAUUAGGUAGGUAGUCACGUGGUACAGUGACUUCACAUGCGCCCUUCGGAUUGUGACAGUACUGCGAGAUAUUAUUAAAAACUCAACUUUUAGGGGCCUAAUUAAUUUACCAUGGGCAACAUUUAAAUCGAUGUUGAUAAAUUGUCCGAGUUUUAUAUGUGUUCACCACCAGUGAACACAUAUAACGAUGUAAAUACCCAAAUAUAGCGAGUAAAGCGUGUAUGAAAUCGGCAAAAUUGUGAGUAAAUAAUGUUUAUAUGGGUCGCUGUCUACAAACUGUUUGGGGAUGUUAUUCCUUUAUACAUCUGUAAUUGGCGCUGUUUUUCUAAAAUAAACAGUGCAAUCAUUAUUUAUUUUUGGAUUACACAAAUUAUGAUACGUUAAAGUGUUGACAACUAGGCCCUAUGCCAAGCUAUUGUCACGCGCGCAUUUCGGAAAGAAAGAAAAAGACAACACACACACAAAUCAAUAAAAAUAUUCAAAUUUAAAGUGGUAAUCACAUUAUUUUAUUUUGAUAAAGCAAUCUUAUUACUAUUUUUGAAUUGUGAUCUGCACGUCUUUAGGAAGUACGAAGUGGGAGCACGGCGUUAUAUAGCCUACUGACGCACUCAAGAUGCUACGAGUUCAAUAAAGAAAUAAUUUUAUAAUUCAAUUUAAAGUUAGGAAAUACAAUAUUCUAUUAUUUGUAUAAUUAAAAGUUCAAUUAUUUUGUAUAGAUCUUUAUUUGUUGUUGUUGUAAAUCUACCAGUUGGUAGAAGUUACAUUGUAUCGUCGAUAUAUGUUGUUACAAGGUGAAGGUCAGUUGAUCCGAGUGUGUAUUGAAUUUGAAGAGCAAAACAGAAUGUAUGCUAUAGGCCUACCAGUGCUUAUAGCUUCGAUAUAUCCAUUUUCUCGCAGUUUAUCAGGGUCUCUGUCCAAGCGAUGUUUGAAAAGGUGACUGGGUGUGUUUUUAAAGGUAAAGUUCUUGCUCCAACAAAAAAAUUAUCCCCGUCUUUUUUCUCGUACCUUCCUUCGAAAAAUACUCAGUCUAAAUCCUUUCUAUCGACAACUAGUACACCCGAGCACGGCACAAAACAUCUUAAUGCAUUAUUAUUUACAAGCCGUUAACGUUACAAUUGGUUUUUUGUCGAUUAAAUCUAAUCUGUUUAUGAAAUGGCUAAUAGAUGUUUUCAAACCCGAGGGCGCAUAUGACGUCACACAAAAUGGCGCGUAAACUAGCGAAAGAAAAUAUGCAUAUCGCAAGAUUUGAAUUUCAUCGCUUUCAAACUCGAAAACUACGCAAAAUAUUUCAUUUAAAACACAUUUAAAGUAGUUUUAGGCAUAAAAAGAGUUAAUUUUGCUGAAAAAAUGAAAAAGUUUAGAAACAUGCGUUGUGUCCUUUAAUAAACCUGAACUUUUACUUAUUCAACGUGAUAAGAUACAAUACAUGAGUGAAAUCAGUGUCACAUCAAAGUCAUAUUGAUUGAUUGUAUCUUGCUUAACGUCUCGCUCGAGAAUUUUUCACUCAUAUGGAGACAACACCAAGACCGGUGAAGGUCUUCAAAUUUAGGCCUAUGCUUAGCGCUUACGGCCGUUGAGCAGUGAGGGUUCUUUAGCGUGCCACACCUACUGUGACGUGGGUCAUCUGUUUUUAAGGUCAUCUCCGAGGACCCGUGACUUUCACACCUGAUGCCGAACGUUUGGCGAUGGAACUGUCACUACCUGAAUUAACGACUUAGGUCUAUCGCGGCCGGGAUACGAACCCCGGCCUUCCGCAUGCCCUUCCGCAUGCGGGGCGAACGCUCUAACCUCUCGGCCACCGUGGCAGUCAUAUUGAAGGUCAAACUAUCAUAGAACUAGGAUAAGUAAGAUUACAAAAGGAAAGUGGACAUAAGAGAUCUUUGGUGAUUUUUUUAACAAACAAAAUGUUCCUUUACAAUUACUUGAUUACAGGUUGAAGAUGAAACAAAGGCAAAAAAUGCAUUUGCACAAAAGGCAUGGCGAGAACGGUUAAAAACAGAUCCAGAAAAGUACAAGCAGUUUCGAAAAGCUGACAGUGAGAGAGUAAAAGCAAUCAGACACAACCUUACUGAUGAAUAGAGAAAACAAUAUAAUGAACGAACUCGACUAAGAAUGAUAAAGUACAGACAGAAAAAGAAAGAAGAAGGAAUGAAAGAAUCAAAGAGAUCAGUAACAAGAGCCACAUGUGAAAAACAACGCAAGAAAUGGAGAAGAAAAGAGACAACAGAGGGAGGCAAUGAGUUCGCAAAAAAGGAGACGUAUCAAUGAAAGACGCAGAAAACGUUAUGCUGAGAUCAUACAGUAAAUUCGUAAAAUGCCGACCUACAAAUGUGAAACCUGCAGCUUAUACAAAGUAUAACCAGUGUCUUUGUGAAUACUGUACAAAUGUUGAUUUGAAAAUCAGUAGUUUAGUGCGAUUUUGCUCCGCUCACCAUAUUGAACCGGUUUGUAAAGACAAAUACGAAGCUUCUCGAUUAACUCUUUGUCCAAAGGAAGGAGAAUAUUACAGAAAGGAAUGCAUAGAUAGAAAAUGUGAAGAAUGUGGAGUUUCUAAUCUCGCCAAGACAACAAAAGCAGUAGAAGUUCUCAGGCAACAUGGCUUAUCUGACAUAAGAUGGCAGUCUUCGGUAAUGGAUGAAAUCACCAAAAUCGUAAAAGGUAAAGAGGUAAAAAAGACACAAAUGACACAAAAGGUCCACACAACUACGGUACAGGAAUUGGUUGAAGAGCUGACAAAUUCUAUGAAGGAAUUUUCUAAGCACCUUUUCAAUGCACAGUGGCAAGCAAGACAGCUUGAAGCAUUAAAGGUCAGUAUUCCACAUAAAUGGGUAUUGCUGUGCUCAGACUUUGGCGAAAACUACAUAUGCAGACAAUAGGAUGUAAAACUUAUACGGUACCAAUUUUGAUGCACCAGAUGCGCAUUUCGACAAAUAAUGUCUCUUCAGUACAAAAGUAAAAUAAUCUCAACCGAAAUGUUUGAAAUCCGAAAUAACAAUGAAGUUUUAGAGCUAUUAUAGGGAAAACAGUGUGCCAAAAAGUGGAGUCAAAUUUGUCUAAGGAUAAGAGCUAUGCAUGAGGGAGAUAAUCCUUAAUUUUGAAAUGAAUUUCUAAAUUUUAUAACAGCAAUUAAAUAUACAUCCGUAUUUUCAAGCUAGUAACGAAGUACUUAGCUACUGGGCUGUAGAGACCCUCGGGGACUAACAGUCCACCAGCAGAGGCAUCGACCCAGGGGUCAUAAUGUAAAACUUAUACGGUACCAAUUUUGAUGCACCAGAUGCGCAUUUCGACAAAUAAUGUCUCUUCAGUGAUGCUCAACCGAAAUGUUUGAAAUCCGAAAUAACAAUGAAGUUUUAGAGCUAUUAUAGGAAAAACAGUGUGCCAAAAAGUGGAGUCAAAUUUGUCUAAGGAUAAGAGCUAUGCAUGAGGGAGAUAAUCCUUAAUUUUGAAAUGAAUUUCUAAAUUUUAUAACAGCAAUUAAAUAUACAUCCGUAUUUUCAAGCUAGUAACGAAGUACUUAGCUACUGGACUGUAGAGACCCUCGGGGACUAACAGUCCACCAACAGAGGCAUCGACCCAGGGGUCAUAAUGUAAAACUUAUAGGAUGAAGCUCAAAGUGCUCAUUGGAGUUAUGAUCAAGUCACCUUACAUCCGAUUGUAGCCUACUAUCGUUGUCAAGAAUGUGAAGAGCCAAUGCAUGAAUCAUUCAUUUUUGUUUCUGGGGAUCAUAAACAUGACCAUCAUGCUGUUCACUACUUCACAAAGUUGGUGAAUGAGAUUCUGUUGUCACGUGGGUUUGCCAUUGAAACACAAAUACAGUUUUCUGAUGGAGCACCAACACAAUACAAAAGUAAAAUAAACUUUGUAGACAUGAGUUUGUGCCAAGAAGAGUUAGGAUUUCACAUUGAGAAGCAUUUCUUCGGAUCUAGACAUGGUAAAGGACCAUGUGAUGGGGAGGUAGGUGUUUUGAAAAGAUGCAUUAUUACUGGAGUAAAGACGAGAAUGCCAUGGAGUUUUACGAGUAUGGUAAAAACGAACUGUCACUUCCGAAGGAAGACACAAAUCAGCACAUUCAUCAAAAAAGGACAUUUAUGUUUGUAAAGGAUGGAGAGAUAGAUAGGGAAAAGAACAACAGACUGGGAAACAAGGCAGUGAAGGACACAAGAAUGACUCAUUGUUUUAGACCUGUAGCUCCAUAUGUCAUAACAUCAAGGGAAAGGAGCUGUUUCUGUGAUGUGUGUAGAUGUAUCAAUGGUACAUGUGAGGAGAAAUGCAGUAAUGAAUUGCUGACAGGAAAUUGGGUUGUUCAAAAUAUUUCCAAUAAAAGACGGAAUCGACCUGAUGGUGCAAAGAGAACUGUAACAGAAGCAGAGAAUGAAGAUGUUGGAAGUGAAGAUGGUGACAUUACAGAUGGUCAAAAUGAGGUUAACACAAAUGAGGAUGAAAAGGGGGAUAAUGGCAUGGUCAAUGUAAAUCGAGAUGACAUCACAGAUAACCUUGGCAACACAGAAAGUUUACAAAAUAUUCAGCAUGAAGAUAAUAUAGUUGGUCAGAUGGUGUAUGACCUAGAGAGUUCAGUUAACAUCAGAGGCCUAAGUGACAUCAUUGCUGAUAGACUGAAUCCAGACACAGAACCUGUUGAUUUUAGUGAUCUUAGUGGCAUGCUUGAGUUUGAUGAGAAAAUGGAUGUUUUUGUUGCUGAGGGCUUGGGACAGACAUCUCCACAAAGAGAGUCCAUAAUUCAUUCUGAUCAGCAAACAGAAUACAGAUCAAGGAAGUUUGUGGGGGUGAAUACCUUCUCCAAUUUAUGCAGCGGAAAGGAGACUGAUUUUAUUGGCCCUUUGUGGAUGACUUCUCUUGGGAGCCAUAUGAUAGCAUACAUCGACUUUUGCCAAUACCUGUUUUAUCCAAGCAGUCUUCCUCUAGAAGAGAAUUAUUUGAAUUUUGAAACAUUCACACUCGCUCAUACUAUUCAAAAUUCAUACUGCUGUUGCAUUGAAAUAAAUGUUUUUCUGUCCGCUGAAAAAAUUGUGUCUGUGUUACUUCCAUAA